CGGCAACGACACGAUAUUGAGCUACGGACCGAGUCUCGACUAUGAAGAAGGCAAUUCUCUGCAGGACCUCUGAUUACAGCUUGGGCGAGUUGGACAAGGAGGGCAGAGAAGCUAACCCGAAUUACGUAUCUCUAUUUGAACACAGACGAGCCGGAUUCUGGAUCACAUGUGGUGCGCCAACGAUCCGCUGCAGGCCAACCUAGCCCAGCAAAGCGACUGGCGCGUUUUCAAGCAGCAGAUGCGAGCGAGCUGGUCCCCGCCCCUGCUCAGGAUGAUGCUCCUCUUCGCGGCCAUGAUCACCUGUUGCAUCCCCUUGUCUGCCGCUGGGUGGGUGAACCGACUGUUCGUGCCCGUCCGUGUCGUAUAAUAUGGAGAGGCGCUCGUCGCCAUCGGCCUGCUCGCAAAGACGGCACGACAGGAGGAGUCGGCUCGCGGCCAACCUCGACUGAUAUUCAGCGUCGGCCAGCAUCUGCCGGCGGGAGGGACCCAAGGUCUGUCGUUCGGUGAGAGGACAGAUGAGGAGUCUGUAAUGACCACUAGUGUUCUGUAAUUAUGCUGGAUUCAGCCGUGUCGCCGACGGAAACAAGGCUGAUGUCUUGGCCGCACCACUGUCCAGAGUGCGCGAGCGGCCUCGGCCAUCCCAGGUUGCAGAUGCCGCUGACGCGUGGUGUGGUCGUGAUGAGGAACGAGAUGGGCUUAGUCGGAGAGUGUGGGCCGAGUGUUGAACCACCAAGUAAUGCAACUAGCCAGGUCAGCGGU
Molecule: messenger RNA, 759 nt
Organism: Thermothelomyces thermophilus ATCC 42464
Lineage: Eukaryota; Fungi; Ascomycota; Sordariomycetes; Sordariales; Chaetomiaceae
Exons: 1
Coding region: 167-367 (66 amino acids)
Source: RefSeq, a predicted model, not a curated record